CCCUCGCCGCCCGCCGCCGCCUUUUCCCGGCGCUGCUCCCCCGCCCCGCUCCGGCAGCGCCGCUCGGGGCCGCGGCUCCGCGCCGCCGGCCAUGGCCGUGCCCGCCGCGCUGCUCAGCCCGCACCACCUCCUGUCCUUUUGCUUCCCCGCCGGCGCCAUCCUGGGCUAUGCAGACCUGGAGAAGGGCUACGAGGGCGGCGGGGCGGGGGGCGACGCCGCGGAUUUCAAAGAAGCCACCAGGGACCUGCUGAGCUUCAUCGACUCUGCCUCCAGCAACAUCAAGCUGGCGCUGGACAAGCCGGUGAAAUCCAAGCGGAAGGUGAACCAUAGGAAGUACCUGCAGAAGCAGAUCAAGCGCUGCACCGGCAUCAUCGCCCCCGCCCCGCCCGCUGCAUCCCCAUCCUCCUCCUCCUCCUCCUCGCCGCCCGCCAAGCCCCCGCCGCGCCGGGAGGCAUCGCAGGCGGCCAGCAGCCUGCAGAGCAAGAGCCUGGCCGCCCUGUUCGGCUCCCUGCAGCCGGGACGAGGGUCUGCGGGCGCCGGAGAAGCGGUGCCGGGCGGCGGGGCGGCGGGCUGCCCCAGGAAGGUGCCGCUGCGGGACCGCAACCUCCCUCCUUCCUUCUUUACGGAGCCGGCUCUGCCGCCGCCGGCCGCCAAGGAGCUGGAGAAGGGCGGCGGGGACCCGAGCGAGUUCUUCGAGCUGCUGAGCCCCGAGUACGGCGCUUUGCUGCCCGAGGCCGCCGCCCCGCACGACGCCUUCCCCGCCGCGCUGGGGCCGGAGCACGGGCUGUACGAGGUGCCGCUGCCCGCCGCCCAUCACCCGCUUCUGGGCGGGCUGCUCUACCCCGAGCCGCCCUGGAGCCCCGCCGGGACCUGCGGCCCCGCUAAGAAGGCGCCGCCCGAGCCGCUGCGCCCGCUCUACCCUGGCGGGGGCGACCCGGUCCCGGGGGGCGGCGGGGAGGAGCCCGGCGGGCACCUGGCGGCGGGGUUCGCCCCCUUCUUCCCCGAGUGCCCGCUGCCCCCGCCGCAGGGGCACUACGACUACGGCGGAGGCUUCCCCCGGGCUGCCUACCCCGGGCUGUAGGGCAGCGCCGGGAGGCUCCGACCCCCCGCCCGGGACGGUGGAAUAGGGGGGGAUGUGUGGGACCCGCGCCUGGGACGAUGGAAUGGACAGGGGAUGUGUGGGACCACCGUCUGGGAUGAUGGAAUGGACAGGGGAUGCGUGGGACCACCACCCGGAAUGAUGGAAUGGACAGGGGAUGUGUGGGACCACCACCUGGAAUGAUGGAAUGGACAGGGAAUGUGUGGGACCACCACCCAGGAUGAUGGAAUGGACAGGGGAUGUGUGAGACACCUGCCUGGGACAAUGGAAUAGGGGGCAAUAUGUGGGUCCCCCACCCGGGACAAUGGAAAAGGGAGGGAAAGCAUGGGACCCCCACCCGGGACAAUGGAACAGAGGGGGAAUGCGUGAGAUCCCUGCUUGCAGCAAUUGAAUGGGGGGGAGUGCGUGAGACCCCCACCCGGCACGAUGGAAUGGAGGGAGAAAGCAUGGGACCCUGCCCAGGAUGAUGGAAAGAGGGGGAAAGCAUGAGACCCCCACCUGGGACGAUGGAAUGGAAGAGGAAAGCGCGGGACCCCAACCUGGGAUGAUAGAAUGGCAGGGGGAAAGCGUGAGACCUGCCCAGAAUGAUGGAAUGCGGGGGAAAGCAUGAGACCCCUGCCCGGGAUGAUGGAAUUGGGGCAAAUGUGUGAGACCUCGGCCUGGGACGAUGGAUUGGGGUGGGGGGGUGAGCCCUGCCCAGGACGAUAGAACUGGGGGAGGGUUGAGUCCUGCUGCGGGAAUGCUUGGGGGAGAGUGAGGACUUGUGCAUGGGGCUGCAUGCUGCAGUGUGCCCCCCACCCAAAAGCACAGCCCCGCAGGGUUCACCCAUGUGCUCUGCGAGUCGCCUCUUCCUGCAUCGUGGGAGCCACUGCCAAUAAAAUGUGGAAUAGUGGGUCCGUCCAGGUGUCUUUGUGGUGGAUGGUGACUCUGUUCGCCUUCCUUAGGGACCAGGUUUUGUCCUGCGUGGCCUGGUGUACCUGUCUUGGGCAGCAUUGCAACGGGGCUGCUCUUCUCAAAGGUAGCCGUGACCACUUGUAAAUUAUUUUAUUCUAAAAGUAAAGCUCGGUCAACUCUUGUGGUUGUGUUUAACAUUUUUCCCAGGCCUGGUUUUGUCCUACGCAGCUUGGUGUAAACAUCUUGGAUGGUGUUGCAAUGGGGCUCCUCUCUCUUCUCUUCUUGAAGAUGGCUGUGACCACUGGUAAAUGAUUUUGGUCUAAAAGUAAAGCUCGGUCAACUCUUGCGGUUGCAUUUAACAAGUUUUCCCAGGCUCAUCUGCAUCACAAGUGCUGGUGGAUGUUCAGCUGAGGACACAAUGGCAAGGAAAAGGAAAACAUUUGAGUGAAGCAAAAUUGAAAAUGCUACUACCAAAACUUAGUGUCCUGAAAUUUAACAGUGUCUCGCAGGAUCUUGAAAACAGCGAUUUACAGCGAUACGUGAGUUAAUUGAUGGCAUAUGUUCGUGACAAACUUGUACUGUAGCCACUGUGGUGAUGUGAUUCCUACAGACCUUUGGAUUUCUUCCAGGAAUGUGUCAAAGCUCGGAAAGCAAAUGUGGCUCAGUCUCAUUGUGUACAGGAGAUUAUUUGAUAAUCAUUUAAGUUAUGUAAAAGAGUCUAUGAUAGGUCCUAUAAAAAUAAAGCUACACAAUAGA
Molecule: messenger RNA, 2749 nt
Organism: Cuculus canorus (common cuckoo)
Lineage: Eukaryota; Metazoa; Chordata; Aves; Cuculiformes; Cuculidae
Gene: FAM181B
Product: family with sequence similarity 181 member B
Exons: 1
Coding region: 92-1081 (329 amino acids)
Source: RefSeq, a predicted model, not a curated record